Messenger RNA from Pimephales promelas (fathead minnow), 1691 nucleotides. RefSeq names its product calcium/calmodulin dependent protein kinase II inhibitor 2b (gene camk2n2b). The record is from RefSeq and is a predicted model, not a curated record. NCBI's taxonomy places the organism in Eukaryota, Metazoa, Chordata, Actinopteri, Cypriniformes, Leuciscidae. Gene Ontology annotation, molecular function: protein kinase binding; calcium-dependent protein kinase inhibitor activity. Gene Ontology annotation, biological process: negative regulation of protein kinase activity.
UUCGGGAUCUCCCUCUAUUUCUCUCAAGAACUCACCAGCAGGCGGACGCAGCACUCCUCUCUCCAGACACACCAGACGGUUCGGCCAGGAGAGAUAGUUAUUCCAGGGUCUUAGCUGGACUUUAUCUUUCGACACUGGGGAAAAGUAGCCUGAAAAGACUUUUUAAAUUCACAUCUACCUCCAAAUAAUACUAGUUUUUCCAUACGACCUUAGCUGGGAACUUGAGUAGCCUAUACACCUGAGUAUAGCCAUGUCCGAAGUGCUGCCAUACAACGAGGGGAAGAUGAACGGCUACGGGGCGGACAGUGAAGUCUCGUUCAGCUGUCGACUGCAAGACACGAACUCGUUCUUCGGAACAUCACAGUCCAAAAGGCCACCGAAACUCGGGCAGAUUGGCAGGGCAAAACAUGUGGUCAUUGAAGAUGACCGAAUAGAUGACGUUCUCAAAGGAAUGACAGACAAGUCAACCCCUGGCGUGUAAACCUGAACAAUUACACCUCGUCAACCUUUUCUUUUAAUCACUGGUUUGAAGCACUUGUCGCCUGUGCAUGUGAACGAGAGGUGAAGAUGAUGGUUCAGUGUACAAGUACAGGAUGAUGGAUGAAGAGCCACUCUGGGCAGUGGGUUAAAAUAGUGAGAUUUGAAGAUGAUGGCAAUUCUCCAACUGAAACCCAACCCAAACUGCCGCUGUGAAGAAAGCUGCUCAAGAUUUCUGGUCAUUUAGCCCCCUUGUCUCGUAGAAGCCGUGGGUCUGGGUGUGAUAUUUCAUCCCUACAUCAGCAAACCGAAGCCCCUGUUUCAUAGGCAUCUAUCAUACUAUGAGCUGCUCGUUCAAGGGAGCUGUCCAGUUCAGCACCUGACGCACAACUUGACUGUCUUUCCAGAGAAAUAAGCUAUAUCUUGCAUGGAAAUGGGAUGAUGUAUGUAAUCGAGGGGAGAUUGAUUACAUUUAUUCACUGCUGUCAUAUCUACACACAUUCCAUUUUCAAUCCUUGACUGAUCAAAUUCCCAUUUUAUAGCGAAUAAAGCUGCCAGCAAGAGCUGAAGAAUGACAGCAAUGGAAGGAAAAUGAGAAGCAGGAGUACAACUUCUUGUUUGUUUUGUGGUGUCGUGUAUAGAUUAAUAUAUACGGUUCUCUUUGCAUGAACUUUUCUCUUGUGCCAUUGCGGGAGUUUCCACCUCUUUUAAACCCAGGCACGCUUGUUUUUACCGAAAUCAGUAUUUGUAUUUUUUAUAUCUGAAUAUUUGUUAUGAUAUCUAAUUCAUCUAAUCCUUAAUAGUCCAUCGACACAGACAGGGUAUGUGUAGAUACAGAGGCAUAACACAUAAUCAUAAAAGGACAGACUGAAUGUUAUUUUGGGGAUGGGGUUUCACACAUCUGCAUUAACAUGCUUUUCGUUGCAAUAAGUGAUUAUGCCUUUGUUGAUAAUGAAAUGACUAGGAAAUAUAAUUUCAGAGUAUGUUCAACAGCACUCUCACUGCAAUUGUACAUCAAUGUUUUUUUUGUUUUUUUUACAUUUCAGUUGAAUAUUUAUGUAUUUGUUUGUUUUUGUAUUCAUAAUGUUCAGUGUAUGGUUUAUUGUGCAUGAAAUAUGAAUAUCUUUCAAGGUUAUACAUUUAUGAAGCAAAAAACUGUACACAAAUGUCUCAACAUUCUACAAAUGACUUAAUAAAUACAUUUUGAGGAUUCA